Messenger RNA from Fonsecaea erecta, 756 nucleotides. RefSeq names its product Levodione. Bases 1 to 756 code for a protein of 251 amino acids. Gene Ontology annotation, molecular function: oxidoreductase activity. The record is from RefSeq and is a predicted model, not a curated record. NCBI's taxonomy places the organism in Eukaryota, Fungi, Ascomycota, Eurotiomycetes, Chaetothyriales, Herpotrichiellaceae. The transcript has 2 exons.
AUGGCUUCUCUGAAAGGGAAGGUCAUCGCCAUUACUGGUGCAGCGGGCGGCAUAGGGUCGGUGACGGCCGCAAGGCUGGCAUCCAGGGGGGCUAGCCUUGCGCUGGCCGACAUGGACGAACACGCAUUGAACGCCACGGCCACAGAAAUCCGCGGAAAACAUGAAGUCGAUAUUCUCACGACGAAACUCGACGUGACCGUCUCCAAACAAGUCGACGAUUGGAUCGCCGCCACAGUCAAACGCUUCGGAAAGCUCUCUGGCGGGGUCAACCUCGCGGGGACGGUGGGGAGGGAAAUUGGCCUCAAGGCGGCCCACGAGGUCUCGGACGCAGACUUUGACCUGGUCAUGGCAAUCAAUGUCCGAGGCCUCAUGGCCUGUCAGCGAGCGCAGUUGCAGCAUAUAGACGACGGGGGGUCGAUCGUCAAUGCCGCCAGCGUUGCAGGGAAAAUAGGCAUCCCGAACUUGCUGGCUUACACUGCGAGCAAGCACGCUGUCAUCGGAAUGACCAGGACCGCGGCAGUGGAGAAUGGCCAUCGAAAUGUGAGAGUGAAUGCGGUCGCGCCUGGAAGCAUUGAUACCAAGAUGCUCGGUGUCGCUCGCGAUGCCCACAUGCCUGGCAGCGAAAAGCCACUGGCCCCAAUCAAUCGACUUGGAAAGCCAGAGGAGGUUGCAGCCUUGAUUGCAUUCCUGCUGAGUGACGAGUCCACAUACACUACGGGGGCAGUCUACACAAUCGAUGGUGGCAUGACUCCAUAG